Molecule: messenger RNA, 1194 nt
Organism: Lachnellula hyalina
Lineage: Eukaryota; Fungi; Ascomycota; Leotiomycetes; Helotiales; Lachnaceae
Exons: 2
Coding region: 1-1194 (397 amino acids)
Source: RefSeq, a predicted model, not a curated record
AUGCCUCCUCAAUUACUGCCAGCCUCGGCGGCGGCCUUCGCCCCUAGAGCAUCCUCUGUCAAUGUCGUGUUGAGUUCAAAAGUAGAGCCAUGGUUAACGCAAACGCUGAAGCGGAUAAACCGCGUCAAACGCCCUCUCAACAGCGUGCCGCAACACCAAAGAUGUUUAACAGAAACGUUAUCAAAUUCGAACGCUUUAUGGAAUCUCACCUCACUCAUGUUGCCAAAGGCCCCCGACUCAGAGCUCCGCAAGGAUGAAAACCCUCUGAUCGAAGCGCUCUUUAACUAUCAGGUCAUUCAUAUCGACGCUUACAUUGUACAUGUGGAUAUGGUAUUAAGGAAUGAGGUCGCAUAUAAACUCACGCCCGACUCGAUAGAAGCUCUCAUCGAGUAUCACAAGGAUAUACAUUGUGUGGAUAUUGCCGCCAACACCUACAACUGGUCGGAAAAGGAACAGCAAGUCAAGAAGUUGCACGAGGAAUUCAUCCAAUCCAUCAACAAGUUUGUGUACAGGACCCAUGUUUCUGCCUUGGAAGGUUUGGAAGAAGAUGGAGCUGGAGAGCUAUUAUGUGGGAAAAGUGAUGAAGUCAAGACCAACAUCAUGGGCCUAUUCCUCCCCUUAUUGCCUCCUCCACCGAAGAUCAUAAACAUUGUUCACCCUCCUCCGUUGUUGCCAAGCUCCCCCGCAGGCGUAAGCUGGUGGUCUCAGCCAAACGUCCAGAAUUCAGUGCCAGCGCCAGUGGACUCAUGGAGAGUGCUCCCCUCGAGCCCAAGUACUACGUCUUCCUCGGUCGACAACAACACAUUAUGGGCUAGCAUGGGACUGAAUGAAAUACAACUCCCUUCUCCAACACCAUCAUUCAGCCAGCCAUACUCUUCGGCCGGGCUCUACUUCAGCUCGGCCCAAAUCAGCGCGCCAAUCCCAGCUCUCCCAUUACCUAGCAUGCUAGCGCAGCAACAAUGCGGCGUGAGCGUUGGGUAUGGGGGAUUUGGCUGGGAUAGCCGCUAUCAAGACACAUCGGGUACUAGCAUGGGCAACAACGACCUCCACGACUUCAUUUCCACACAAUCUUCAAUCAAAAAUCCUGUCUUCCAAAGCAGCAGCAGCGUGAACGUACUUCAGCGGCAUAUGAUACCAUUCCAGCAGGGGCAUUCGGGACCGGCGUUUAGCAUUCAUCACCUCAUCAGCGAUUGA